This is a messenger RNA of Ctenocephalides felis (cat flea), 684 nucleotides long. Its product is annotated as ubiquitin-conjugating enzyme E2-22 kDa-like. Gene Ontology annotation, biological process: protein polyubiquitination; proteasome-mediated ubiquitin-dependent protein catabolic process. The record is from RefSeq and is a predicted model, not a curated record. The transcript has 2 exons. Gene Ontology annotation, molecular function: ubiquitin conjugating enzyme activity; protein binding. NCBI's taxonomy places the organism in Eukaryota, Metazoa, Arthropoda, Insecta, Siphonaptera, Pulicidae. Gene Ontology annotation, cellular component: nucleus. The coding region runs from base 85 to 684 and encodes 199 amino acids.
UCUUCUGUCAUUAAAAACAUAAGAUUUUUGAAUUCAAAUUAGAUUAAUCAGUAUCAAAAUUAUGUGAAAUUUAAAGAAAUCAAAAUGUCAAAUAUUGCAUCGCAGCGCAUAAAGCGCGAAUUCAAAGAAGCCAGCAAAAAUGUAGGCAAUUCUUCGGAAACAAUAAAAAUAGAAAUGAUUCACGACAGUUUAACAGAACUUAAGGGAGAAAUCAUCGGACCACCGGACACACCUUAUGAGGGAGGACAUUUUAUUCUUAGGAUUGAUAUACCCGAAUCGUACCCUUUUAAGCCACCGCACGUGCAAUUUGUCACCAAAAUUUGGCAUCCGAAUAUUUCUUCUGUGACAGGUGUUAUAUGUUUGGAUGUUUUGAAGGACGAAUGGAUUGCGGCGAUGACUUUAAGAACAGCCUUGCUGUCAAUACAAGCGUUGUUAUCUUCAGCAGAAGCGGACGAUCCCCAAGACGCAAUGGUAGCGAAACAAUUUAAACGGCGACGUGAUCUUUACGAAUUAACAGCCAAACAUUGGACAAAUGUCUAUGCCGGUGGGCCCCAUAUUUGCCCAGAUUGCGAUGAGAAAGUUCGUAACUUAACCGACUUGGGAUUUGCAAGCGAUAAUGCGAGAAGCAUGCUCUCAUGCUGUGAUUGGGAUAUUGAAAAGGCUCUGGAUCAACUAUUUGGCUAA